Exophiala viscosa is the source of this 953-nucleotide messenger RNA. RefSeq lists its product as uncharacterized. The transcript has a single exon. The record is from RefSeq and is a predicted model, not a curated record. Lineage: Eukaryota; Fungi; Ascomycota; Eurotiomycetes; Chaetothyriales; Herpotrichiellaceae. Bases 299 to 859 code for a protein of 186 amino acids.
CACCGGUUAAACUCGGGUCAUCUCUUCUUCGCUCGUCAAAAGACCUCAGGACAUUACAACCAACUUCUCAAAGGCACAAGGGUGCGGUACGAGUCGUCAAGAUGGGAGGACCAGGCUCUGGCGGAUACAAGAACAAGCCAGGCGAUACCGAAACUCAUUCAGCAUGGGACAUCAUUCCUCAGGAUCCCUCGGGGACUCAGGUACACCUUGCUCUACCACCCUACGCAUUUGUUGCGCACCUUGCUGACUCCCAUGACAGAAGCUGGCCCAGGUACGAUGCAAGCACUGCGGCAGAGAGAUGGCUCAGCACACCUCGCGCCAGCGGGUGCACCUCCUACAAUGUCAACAAUACCUUGAAGCGAUGAAAGAGCAAGGAGUCGAAACAAGCAUCACGCGUCAAGCGGCGGACCCAGCGGCCUUCUUCAGAACCACCGAAUGGAGCCAGAAGACGACUGAGGCGAAAGCGCCGAAAGUCUUGAAGAUGCAGGAGCAUACCACUGCGGUGCGCAUUCAGGCUUUGGCACUUGCAGAAGCUAGUAUCUCCGCAGAGAGAAUCCAAGAGAUCACCGGCAUGGACCCCAAAGUACUGGCUGGUCUCAGACGACUUGCGCGCGAGCGUGGCUAUGAUCCUUCAGUUUCUAUGCAACUCAAGGAAGAAUACGUCUUGGAUCCACCAAACAAUAGUCGCCCGCGCGGUCGACCAAAGAAGAGAAAGCCAGAAGACGAUGUCGAUCCAGCAUUGACCAGCAUGCAGGACCAGGGUACUCCAACCUUCACUCCGACCAGACCAGCAAGCAAUCUACCUCCGGGUCAAUGGGACUUCAUGACUGCCACUCCUACAGGCUAUACCAUGACCUAGGGGCUCGUUGAGGAAGGGGUGGCAUUAUCCUGGUUGGAGUCAUUCACUGAACCGCAGAUAUGCACGAUGGCAAGGAGUUUGACGGGGACGGGCG